Messenger RNA from Manihot esculenta (cassava), 1414 nucleotides. RefSeq names its product UDP-arabinopyranose mutase 1. Gene Ontology annotation, biological process: plant-type cell wall biogenesis; UDP-L-arabinose metabolic process. Gene Ontology annotation, molecular function: UDP-arabinopyranose mutase activity. NCBI's taxonomy places the organism in Eukaryota, Viridiplantae, Streptophyta, Magnoliopsida, Malpighiales, Euphorbiaceae. The record is from RefSeq and is a predicted model, not a curated record. Bases 97 to 1200 code for a protein of 367 amino acids. Gene Ontology annotation, cellular component: cytosol; Golgi apparatus. The transcript is spliced from 4 exons.
UAUAUACCCCUAACUUCUUCCAUUCUUCUACCAUUGCCCCCUCUCUUGGUGAAAUACACGCUUCCUCUCUCUCUCUCUAUAUAUCUCUUUCAAACAAUGGUGGAACCUGCAACUGCAAGGGAUACUCAGUUAGCGACAAAGGUCGUGCCUUUGUUAAAGGAUGAGCUUGAUAUUGUUAUUCCCACCAUAAGAAACCUGGAUUUUUUGGAAAUGUGGAGGCCUUUCUUUCAGCCUUACCAUCUUAUCAUUGUUCAAGAUGGUGAUCCCACGAAGACCAUCACUGUCCCUGAUGGUUUUGACUAUGAACUCUAUAAUAGGAAUGACAUUAACAGGAUUCUUGGUCCUAAGGCCUCUUGCAUCUCCUUCAAGGACUCCGCUUGUCGAUGCUUUGGCUACAUGGUUUCCAAGAAGAAGUACAUCUUCACUAUCGAUGAUGAUUGCUUUGUUGCUAAGGAUCCUUCUGGGAAGCCAAUCAAUGCACUCGAGCAACACAUCAAGAACAUUCUCUCCCCAUCAACUCCCUUUUUCUUCAAUACCCUUUAUGAUCCUUACAGAGAAGGUGCAGAUUUUGUGCGUGGAUACCCUUUCAGCCUACGUGAGGGUGUUCCUACUGCUGUAUCUCAUGGCCUCUGGCUCAACAUCCCCGACUAUGAUGCACCUACACAGCUUGUAAAGCCUCUGGAGAGGAACACUAGGUUUGUGGAUGCUGUUCUGACAAUUCCAAAGGGCACCCUGUUCCCUAUGUGUGGUAUGAAUUUGUUAUUCGACCGUCAGUUGAUUGGCCCUGCAAUGUACUUUGGUCUUAUGGGUGAUGGUCAGCCAAUUGGUCGCUAUGACGAUAUGUGGGCUGGCUGGUGCACAAAGGUGAUCUGUGACCAUUUGGGACUAGGAGUGAAGACUGGCCUUCCAUAUAUCUAUCACAGCAAGGCGAGCAACCCAUUUGUGAACCUAAGGAAGGAGUACAAAGGCAUAUUUUGGCAGGAAGAGAUCAUUCCAUUCUUCCAAGCUGCCACUCUUCCCAAAGAUUGCACCACUGUUCAAAAGUGCUACAUUGAACUGUCCAAGCAGGUCAAGGAGAAGCUCAGCAAGGUUGAUCCCUACUUCGAUAAGCUUGCCGAUGCUAUGGUCACUUGGAUUGCAGCCUGGGAUGAACUUAACCCAUCUGGAGCUCCUGCUAAAGUUGCCAAUGGCAAAGCAUAGUUGAUAUUUUUCAUUAGUGCAAAUUUUCUUUUGAAAAUCAUUAAUUUGAAUACUAUUACCCUGAGAGGGAAAAAACUAAAAGCUUUAUUGACCAGUGUGGUCAAAUGCUUGGAUUUCUGGAUCAGUGCAUGUAAUUUUACUUUCUUUUUUUUUUUUUCCAGUUAACUUCUUGUUAUGAGCAUUUCAGCCAAUAAAGGACGUACUUAUUAGCAUU